Eptesicus fuscus (big brown bat) is the source of this 2807-nucleotide messenger RNA. RefSeq names its product centrosomal protein 57 like 1 (gene CEP57L1). NCBI's taxonomy places the organism in Eukaryota, Metazoa, Chordata, Mammalia, Chiroptera, Vespertilionidae. The transcript has 11 exons. The record is from RefSeq and is a predicted model, not a curated record. Gene Ontology annotation, cellular component: centrosome. The coding region runs from base 789 to 2219 and encodes 476 amino acids. Gene Ontology annotation, molecular function: identical protein binding; gamma-tubulin binding; microtubule binding.
AUCCCGACGGACGCCCGGCCGCCCUGCAGUCCCCGAGCGCGGGGUUGCGCCGCGGAGCUGGCAGCGGCGCUGGGCCCGAGGCGCAGAGCCCGCCCCUUCGCCCAGCCCCAUCGGUGGGGCUCGCCCCAGAGGGCGGGAGCGGGGAGGGGAGAUGGGGUCCUCACCCCCAGUCCCUCCCCUUUCUCCGCCCGGCCCAAACCAGGAGCCCAGGAGCCGUCCCUGCCCUAGCGCCCUCUUCCCCGCCCAGGCAGACGCGACCCGCGGAGGCAAAGCCAUUGGAAAAAAGCCCCGCCCUCCGCGGGCUACCUCCGGACCCUCGUCCGCGCGCUGCCGCCAACGGCUGCCCGCUGCUACGCAUGCGUCAUGGCGAACGGGGCGCAUGCGUCUUGAACGGCACUUAGUGUGCCGCGGGGGGCGUUUUCCUGUAGCUGGACGUUUGGAGUCUGUGGACUGGGCAAGAAACAAAAGUCAGGAAGAGUUGAAGUGCUGUAACUUUCACAGACAAGGCAAGCACAGGAAAGGGAAAGAUGCAUUUCUGGAAGGAACUUAAUCUAAUGUUAAGGUUAGCCUAAAAAUAGUAACGGUCUCUUUAAUUACGUCAAACCUUUUAUUUGAGGAGAUAGGGCGUCAUUACGUGGACUUCUGGGAAAUGUAGUUUUGGAUGCUGCUGGCGCGUUCUGUUUGCGACAGAAACUACAGCCCCCUGGAGCCGCUGCAACGUUUCCUGUGUCGGCCUGCGAGUCGACGGUUAGCGCUCACGGAGACUGACUGAGAGCAUCGGCUUGAUAAUGGAUUCUGAAUUAAUGCAUAGUAUAGUAGGAAGCUAUAUUAAACCUCCAGAAAGAAUGUUUGCUCCAUCAUUCACCCAGAAUGAUGAAUUAUCUCGGAAUCACCGAUCUGUGAACUUUGAAGUUACCUCUCCUAAAAUGCUUCACAGUCCAAAUAGCCAAGCUCUUAUUUUAGCCUUAAAAACUCUUCAAGAAAAGAUUCACCGUUUAGAGUUAGAAAGAACACAAGCUGAAGAUAACCUGAACAUUCUAUCCAGAGAAGCAGCACAGUAUAAAAAGGCCUUGGAAGAUGAAACAAAUGAGAGAAAUCUGGUACACCAGGAACUGAUAAAGCAGAAAAAAGAUAUAAGUAUACAAUUAAGCUCAGCUCAGGCUCGCUGUACGCUCCUGGAGAAGCAACUGGAAUAUACAAAGAGAAUGGUUCUCAAUGUAGAGCGAGAGAAGAAUAUGAUCCUAGAACAGCAGACCCAGCUUCAAAGGGAAAAAGAACAAGAUCAAAUGAAGCUGCAAGCAAAACUUGACAAGCUUGAUCUCUUAGAAAAAGAAUGUUUUAAACUUACAACAACUCAGAAAACUGCUGAGGACAAGAUUAAACAUUUAGAGGAAAAACUUAAGGAAGAAGAGCACCAGCGUAAGCUAUUUCAAGACAAAGCUUCUGAGCUUCAAACUGGACUUGAAAUCAAUAGAAUUUUAAUGUCUUCAGUAUCAAACCCAAAACUAUCUAAGGAAAAGAAGAAAUCUUCAAAGAAAACUAAAUGUUUAAAAAGAGGACCACCUCAGCAAAUGUAUUCAAAGUUUGGAUCAAUGCCUAUGGUGGCUGAAAAGCCUGCCAGGUCAUGCCAUUCUGUAAAUGCAAGUGUGCAAAACCUCCUGCAGAUGGUGCAACAUUAUGGGCCACAGAUUCUUCAGAAACCUGAAGUUGCUGAGCCUAGAUGUCUCUACAAGCCUACUAGAACAGCUUCCCAGUGUAAAGUGGUACCUCCUGACUCUGAAAAAUCUGUUUCCAUUUGUGACAAUUUGUCUGAACUUUUGAUGGCGAUGCAGGAAGAGCUGGACCAAAUGGGUGUAGAACACCAAGAGCUACUGAAUCAAAUGAAGGAAACUGAAAGCCAUGCAGUCUGUGAAGACAUAGAAUGUGAACUAGAGCAUUUAGUCAAGAAAAUGGAAAUUAAACGAGAACAGAUUUCCAAACUGAUGAAGCAUCAAGACAGUGUUCGUAAACUGCAGCAAAAAGUUCAAAACUCAAAGAUGAGUGAAGCUUCAUGUAUUCAACGAGAAGACAGCAACCCUAAAGGAUUAAAGAACAUAAAAUAUAGCCCCAGAAAAUGUCUGCUAAAUCACUCUCUUCAGAAGAACAGCAACUUUCAUCCAACGCAAGUCCAUAAUCUUCAAAUGAAAUUAAGAAGAGAUGAUAUCAUGUGGGAACAGUAACACUAUAGCAAAACUGUCACCUUAAAUGAACUGUCAAUGAGAUCUUAUAUUGUUAAAAUGGUUUUAACUUAAUAUAUCUUUAUGAAAUUUUGAAUUAUGUUUCUAGCCUCUAUAAAGUGUCAAGUUGUAGUAUCUUUUAAUUAAUGCCUAAUGAUCUAAGAGUCCCAAAUAAUAAAUGAUAUGCUGUUUUGUUUUUCUUAUUGACUGAAAUACUAAUCUCACCAUAUUUUAGAAACAUUGUUCACUUUCAGAUAUCUUAAGCUAAAUCUGAGAAAUUAUACUAGAUUGAUGAUAUUUAAAAUUGAGCUUCAAUUUGAAAUACUAUUUCAAGUACCAUCCCACUUUUUCAUUUAGGCCUGUAACCCUAAGAACCAAUAUAAAAUUAAUAGAGUAUAGAAAGGUUUUGUAACUUUCCUCCCUAUCUUGUUUUAGAGCUGUGACAUAUUUUUCUUUUUUGGAAUGGAAAAGCUUUGUGAAGAAGCCUUUAGCCCAAGUUUCUAUGACAAUUACCAAUAAGAACCCAUAGUUACUCCAAUUUUAGAUGACAACCCAACUGCAAAAGCUUUCCUCAACUAUUCCCAUUCUCCU